AUGACAACUAAGAUAUUGGUGCUAAACCCUAAUCCAAAUGAGUUAGAUAAAGUAUUAGAGAAAGCCAAUGUACAAAAUUCCAAAAAUGGUCCAUUUGAAGCAACAAUAUUGGUUGGUGACGUAAUACCGAAAGAUAAAGAUUUACCAACCACACAGCUAAAACAAUCAACAUAUUUUGGACAAGGUUAUAACGGAAUAUCAGAUAAGAUUGUAGAGUCAGAAUUUGGAUUAGUUGAUAUACAAAAUGAAUUGAUUUAUGUGAAACCUCCAUUUUCAGUGAUUAAACUAAUAUCAGGAACGACUAUGUUAAUAUUAUCAGGCCCAUUAACAAGAGAAUCAAUUAAUGAAAUUUCAAAAAUAAAGGUUAAUAUAGAUUUACUAUUCACUUAUAAAUGGCCAAAAGCUAUAGCAGAACUCGAAACAAUUUCACAAGUUUCUGAUGAGUUAGUUGAUUUAGUGGUACAACAAAUUAAACCAAAAUAUCAUUUUGCAGUAGGAACAGAAAAUGGUGUGUUUCUCGAGUUGGAACCUUUUAAAUGGUCAAAUAAUGAAUUUACAAGAUUCAUUAGUUUGGGUCAAGAAGGAAGUGGUGGGAAAUGGUUUUAUGCAUUUAAUUUAAUUAAAGAUGAAGAUAUUGAAGAAUUAAAAUUUAUUGAAAAUCCAUUCACGAUGAAGAAAAGAAAAUUAACUGAUGAUUCCAAACAAGCUAUAACCAAGAAACCUAAAGUUGUUAGUCCUAGUGAAUGCUUUUUCUGUGUGGGUAAUCCAAAAACAGAAACACAUUUAAUUGUAUCAGUUGGAAAACACUCUUAUUUAACGGUUGCAAAAGGUCCAUUAACAAGAUCAAAUCAAGAUUUAUCAUUUUCAGGUCAUGGAAUUAUAAUACCAAUACAACAUAUAUCGAAUAUAACAGAAGAACACGAAGAUAUACGACAAGAAAUUAAUAAAUUUCAAUCCACUAUAUAUCAAUCUUUUGUAAAACAAAAACCAUUCUUGUCGUUAAUCUUUUUUGAAAUUAAUAGAUUCAAUAAUAUUCAUCAUAAUAUUCAAUUUUUACCAAUCCAUGAAUCACAAUUGAAAAAAUUUCAAAAUUCAUUAAAUUUGAAAGCUAAAAUAAACAAUGAAAAAUUUAAGAGAAAUCAGUCGUUGGAAUUUAAGGAAUUCGAUAAUGAAGAUGAUCCAGAGCUACUAAAAUUUAAAAAUUUAGAUUAUAUUAAGUUUACAAUUUAUUCCAAAAACGGGGUAAAAAUUUAUAUAACAAAAUUAUUCAAAGAUAAAUCAUUUGAUUUACAAUUUCCAAGAAGAGUUCUUUGUCAUUUAUUAAAUUUACCUGAUCGUUUAAAAUGGGAAAAUUGUCAACAACCUAAAUAUAAAGAAAUGUCAGAUUGUGAAGAAUUUAAAAAAUUUUAUAAAGAUUAUGAAUUUACUUAA
This is a messenger RNA of Lodderomyces pseudojiufengensis, 1431 nucleotides long. RefSeq lists its product as uncharacterized. The record is from RefSeq and is a predicted model, not a curated record. Gene Ontology annotation, biological process: mRNA splicing, via spliceosome. The transcript has a single exon. Bases 1 to 1431 code for a protein of 476 amino acids. Gene Ontology annotation, cellular component: post-mRNA release spliceosomal complex. NCBI's taxonomy places the organism in Eukaryota, Fungi, Ascomycota, Pichiomycetes, Serinales, Debaryomycetaceae. Gene Ontology annotation, molecular function: RNA lariat debranching enzyme activator activity.